CUUUUAUUUUCCGAACACGCCCUUUUCUUUCUAUAGUGGAAUGGAAUUUUUAUUGACUCUGCACAAGGCAACUCCAACCGAUUUGGCAGGCCACUGUGUUCUUUCGAUCAGUGUUCUUUCAUGGUCGUUGUGUGUCUGCCCAGUCAAAGAAGCCCCCAAGUCCAUGCUGCAUACUGCUAUCCGAUUACUGGAACUAGCUUCGAUGGAACGAUGGCUUUUCACGGAUUAUGGGAAAUAAUUGAUUGGCUGAUUCGGAAUUUCUCUUCGUACUUGCCUUGUUGGAUCGCAGAAAACUGAGUACUUUGCUGAAUUCGAUAUUCUGAAAUUUGCAGAUUGAGUCACUUUAGAAUCUUGAUAGCUUCUUGGUGUUGGUGGUGAUUAUUUCAGCAAUGUCUCUGUUGACUUCUUUAGUAUGCUAAAUUGAUAUAAUGGCUGGAACAAGGUUUUCCUAUCUGAAACGUCUCCAGAAAUAUUCAGUUAAGGGUUCUUUUAACGUGGAAUUAGUUCAACCAAAUAAACAUAUUAUGAACCUUACAAGGUGCAUGGAUUGCGUUCAUUCAAGAUUUCUGAGCAAUUCAUUCAGUCAAGCUUAUUCCAAAAGAGAGUCACAGUUACCUGAGCAUAUAGCCAAGAACCAGUUCAGAACUAUGACGUAUGGAAGCAGCAACCCCUUCAAUACCAAACCCGGGGAUUCUUUUUCUCCUAAAUUUUCUAGUUUUUCUCUCCACAAGGCUCUCCCUUUUGCUUCAAUGACCCUCUUGUUGAAUCAUCGACCGUAUUCAUCAUCUCUGAGCGGCAAGGGAAGUAGAGAUGGGAGCACUGAUUUUCCAUCUGAUUCUGGGGCAAGUGACAUGAAUGCCAGCAGUGACUCUAUUGGUACAAGUGAUUGGGCUGAUAAAAUCAAAGAUACUUGGCAGAGUGUGGUGGAGACAGUAACAUAUUCUGCACAAAAGGUUAAAGACGCCUCUGAUGAGCUGACUCCAUAUGCUCAACAGUUGCUCAAUUCACAUCCAUACCUUAAUGAUGUGGUUAUUCCAGUUGGUGGUACAUUGACUGCUACACUCAUAGCGUGGAUUGUGAUGCCUCGGAUUUUAAGGAAAUUUCACAAGUAUGCAAUGCAAGGCCCUGCUGCAAUAUUUCCAGGAAGCACAGCUGAGGAGCAAGUUCCUUAUGGGAAAAGCUUUUGGGGUGCUAUGGAGGAUCCAGUACGAUAUUUGGUUACCUUCAUGGCAUUCGCACACAUUGGUGUUGUGGUAGCUCCAACAUCUGUAGCCUCGCAAUACCUGACACAGGCUUGGAGGGGUGCAGUGAUCCUUUCAUUUGUGUGGUUUUUGUAUCGAUGGAAAACAAAUGUCUUGACACGUAUUUUGUCUAGUCAAAAGUUGCUCAGGCUUGAUCGGGAUAAAUUGCUCACUCUAGACAAAAUAUCAUCUGUUGGUCUAUUUGUGAUUGGUAUAAUGGCUUUAGCCGAGGCUUGUGGUGUGGCUGUGCAAUCUAUUAUAACUGUUGGUGGUAUAGGAGGAGUUGCCACUGCUUUUGCUGCCAGAGACAUACUUGGCAAUGUAUUCAGUGGGUUGUCUAUGCAAUUUUCAAAGCCCUUUACAGUUGGAGAUACAAUAAAAGCUGGCUCGGUAGAGGGUCAGGUGGUGGAAAUGGGACUUACUACUACAUCAUUACUAAAUGCUGAGAAGUUCCCAGUUGUAGUACCAAACUCACUUUUUUCUAGCGAGGUAAUCGUGAAUAAGUCCCGUGCUGAAUGUCGAGCCAUCAUAUCUAAAAUUCCUUUGCGAAUUGAGGAUAUAAAUAGAAUUCCCAAGAUAUCAAAUGACAUAAAGAGUAUGCUAGGAACAAAUACCAAGGUUUUCUUGGAGAAAGAGGUCCCUUACUGUUACUUGUCUCGCAUUGAAAGCUCAUAUGCAGAAUUGACUCUUGGAUACAACCUCAAGCACAUGCGUAAAGAUGAGCUGUACUCUGCAGAACAAGAUAUUCUCCUGCAGGCAGCCCAGAUUAUUAAGAUGAAUGGUGCUGAAGUUGGCAGUACCUGUCAAAACAUGCCUUAGGCUAUUGUCAUGAAGAAGAACGAUCCUUUGUCAAUUUCUUUAUGCUUGACUUCAAUGAUGGAAGAUGUGAUUUUUUGAAUUUGAUUUUUGGUCUGGAUUAACACCAGUUUUGGAGUUUAGGUUAUUGUCAUACUUUGUUAUUGACGUUGUUUUGUAAUUAAUGUCAAUUCUCUUUUUCCUCUCUCUAUGUAUCUCUAUUUAUGAAA
Prosopis cineraria is the source of this 2266-nucleotide messenger RNA. Its product is annotated as mechanosensitive ion channel protein 1, mitochondrial. Bases 429 to 2060 code for a protein of 543 amino acids. Lineage: Eukaryota; Viridiplantae; Streptophyta; Magnoliopsida; Fabales; Fabaceae. Gene Ontology annotation, biological process: transmembrane transport. The transcript is spliced from 8 exons. The record is from RefSeq and is a predicted model, not a curated record. Gene Ontology annotation, cellular component: membrane.